Messenger RNA from Cryptococcus amylolentus CBS 6039, 852 nucleotides. RefSeq lists its product as hypothetical. Lineage: Eukaryota; Fungi; Basidiomycota; Tremellomycetes; Tremellales; Cryptococcaceae. The record is from RefSeq and is a predicted model, not a curated record. The transcript has 3 exons. The coding region runs from base 1 to 852 and encodes 283 amino acids.
AUGUCUGGCGGGUUUGUAACUCGAUCCGGCUCGCUGGAACAAGUCAAGAGAGAUAGGGACAGUGCUACGGAAAGCGGCGGAGUACAGAUCUUGACCCGCUUGACGCCAAAGCAAGAAGCGCGUCUGAGGACGCAUCUUGACGAUCGGCUGGCAUCCCUCGAGAGAGAUGAGAGGACAUUCAAACUGAAAUCACUUCCAUCUCUUCUAAGCCGCCUAUCGCCCCUCCUCCAGCUCAUCCUCCAAAUCCCCCCUUUCCACCCCUUCGACCACCUCCGCACAUCAUAUCUCCUCACCCUCACUGCAGUCAUACCGAGCUACAUUUCUGCUCUGCCGCUUAUAGGAGGGUCUGAUAUAUUAAGCGAUGGUAAGGACGGUGAGGAAGCGCAGGAGGGAGAUCAAGAGGAGCUGGAGCAGAAGCAUGCCGGCCGGGUAUUGCGAGCUGUGCUGGCGUUCUUGAAAGAGGUAGAUAAAGGGUGGUUGGCAGUGCUGAAUGGAGAAGCAUGGUCGCCUCCACCUUCUGCUUUUGCUAGGUCGGACGAGGCAGAUAGCGGGGAGCAAGACUGGGAGAAGAAUGUCCUCCUAGGCGGCACGCCGGUCAAAGUCUCUUAUGCGGGACAGGUGGACCAAACCGAGCGGACAAGACUACGUUCCAUCAUACUCACAGGCCGGUCCAAAAUGCUCGCUUGGGCCCGAGGAUACGGCUCCUUCCCAGGGUCGUCAUUGCCAGGCAGCGCCGCCACCCCCAUAUCUCUAGGAGGGUCCGGUGCUGGAGAAGAAGAGGAUGAAGAGUGGGAAACAGACAUUCUCAACAUGUGGAACGGGACUCUGGAAGCUGUUGCACAGGGCGAAUGA